CUCCCAUCAUGCUUUGCGCGCACCAUUUCCGUCCUGCGCCGCUCGCGUGUCUUCCGCAGCGCCGCCGUUGUUUGAUUGAGAGAAACUCGACAUGGCGACAGAGGGACCACCGGGAACCGAAGUCCUGCCGUCCGAUUUAGGGAGCGCUAUCGCCGGGUUGAACACAUGGAGCCACCAGGAGCUUCAGGGGAAGCUGGCGGAGCUGGGAGCGCCAAACAUGGGUAAGAAAAGCCGCAGAGAGCGCCGAAGAGAGGGUUGUGUUUAGCUAACGAGUGCUAAUGCUAGUUAGCUCAGUGAACGCAGCAUAGUCGUUGUACAGAGACUUUAAAACUAGGCCUGUGGUGUGUUUACACUUUAUAAACUACUUUAAUUGUUGCAUAUCAUGCAGAUUAACUACUAAUAUGAUGAAAAAUGUGUAACAUGCUCAUUCGAACAUGUAGGCUAACCUAUAUCUUCGAGCUUAGCUGUGGUCACAGUUCAUGUUUGCUGUUAUAUCCUGAGGGCUUAGCAAAACUCUUCAAGUCUAUGUUCAUAAAAACCACAGUACAGUGUUAUAAGAUGUGUAAAAUCUCAGUUCAUUAUAGUUAUUCUCAUUUUCCAGGUCCCAGAGAGGAGCUGAUUGACAGACUGAAGGGCUACAUGAUCCAGGUAUGACCUCAGAACCAGAGUCUGAAUUCACAAACAUGGAACAACUUCACCUCUGUAUACAUGCUGCUCUCAUUCAAACCUCUGAUGUACUUUUAAUGGAUUUGUUUUCUUCUCCAGACUGGGAUCCUCCUCAGCAAACCUAAUGAUGACAAACAAAUGGGCCCACAGGUAUGUCACAUACAUCAAAUGGAGACAGUCACUAAUGAUUGUCAUGUUUAUUUUUACAGGAAUUACUUUUACCUUAUUGACUUUUAGAAUUAUGACAUAAAGGGAUAUUCCGGUAUAAAUUAAUUUAGGGUCACCGAGUUAGACACCCCCUUAAGAGAUGAAUGUUGCCGACCGCUUGCUUCUCUAGUUAUACCAACUUUAGUAACUACCGCAGGAUAGCAAUACAGAGAGCCACAUGCUCAACCAAAAUGCCACUCUAUAGCCACAAAUAAUGCUCAGAACAGCACCUAACCUUAUCAACAGGACAUAUAGGGUCCUAGCCCCACCACUUACCAAACACCUUUUUAAAUUUGCCUAAUUUAUUUAGCAAAGAGUCUAAACACAACUCACCUACUCUCUUCUAGCAGCUGCUUGUUUGUAGGGAGACCUUGGGCCAGUCCAUUACAGACUAUAGUGGGGUGACGCAGCUCAAGGAAGAACAUUUAUGAUCAUUUCUUCAUGGGAAUGCAAUCAGACUGAGACGCUAAGGCAGAAGAACUACCGCGUCUGCAGUGUAAAAUGAUAAAUAUGAUGAUUAUUACUCCAAGGAAAUGAUAAAGAAAUGAUCAUAAAUGUUCUUCCUUGAGCUGCGAAACUCCGCUGUAGUCUGUAAUGGACUGGCCUGAGGUCUCGUUACAAACAAGCUGUUGCUGGAAGAGAGUAGGUGAGUUGUGUUAAGUCUCUUCGCAUUAUUUGUGGUUUGAGUGGCGUUUUGGUUGAUGUUUGUUUAUGGCUCCUCAGACUGCUGUGUAUUGCUAUCCUGCGGUCGUUACUAAAGUUGGUAUAACUAGAGAAGGAAGCGGUCGGCAACAUUCAUUUCUCCAGGGGGUGUCUAACUCAGUGUUACGGUGUGUUUGACUCUAAAUUAAUUUUACGCCAGAAUAUUCCUUUAACAGACCAGCUGGAAGCUCUUGUGAGUGGAGUUUAGCCAGUUAGGGAGCAAAACUGGGGCCUAUAUGUGACCAUCAGAAGCAAGUAAGACCACCAGGCUCAAGAGUGGUCUUUUAGAUCGAGUGUUGUUACAAACAGAAUGACGGUUUGAACAUAGUUUCACUUGAAGACCCAUUUUGGAUUUAAAAUAGUAAAUGGGGAAAAGUACAAAACUAAGACCUGAUUGCUGAGAUUUUGGACCAUAAGGUGGCGCUGUAUGAAAAACAGACAUGACUGAAUAAUGGAAGUCUCUGCAUGGAUUCAGAAACUGUUGCUGCAUCAUCUGUAAAUGUAGAUUUAUUUAUUUAUUUAUGUCUGCAGGAGAUUCAUGUCAAAAUCAGGUUUUGAUGAACAGAGGAGGUUUCUGGUCGGCCUCUAAGUCUCUCAUGUUUCCUCUCCUUCAGAUACCAGGGAUGCCUCCCAUGCCCCCCAUGCCCAUGCCCCCCAUGCCUCCAGGUAUGGGAAUGAUGCAUUCAAUGAGCAUGAUACCUGGCGGGCCCCCUCCACCCGGCAUGCACAUGGGCAUGGAGCCCCCGGGUUUGCCCCCGCCGGGCCUGUCGCAGGACGAUCAGCUGAAGAUGGUGCAGCAGAGAGCGGCCAUGGUGUUACAGCAGGAGGAGAGAGCCAAGCAGCAGGUGGGGCCGACUGCACCCAGAUGUUACCGACUCUUUCUCCUUUUUUUCUAACUAUUAAUUUCAUCUUUUAAUCACAAACUGAUCUUUCAGCAAAGCUUUGAGCACCAAUCUUAAAACAUAAAUAAAUAAAAUAAAAAUUCUGCUUCUGGCGGUCAAAUGAAGGUGACGCUUCCAGACGAAUCAUGAGGACCUUCUGCUUUUUUUAAGAAAUUGCAGGACUCAUCUCAGGCUUUUUUAACUUGACUGUUACUCGGACGUUAUUGUCUCCGUGUAUCACAGGGUGAACCCCGUGUCAUGGAUGAACAGGAUCUUCUGGAGCAACAGAAGAGGGUGAGACAUAAAAGAUAGUCCACCUGUUAGAGAAAAUAGCAACCCUGGGGAUUCAGAUUCACUCAACAAACCCCUUAAAGUCCUUGAGUUCCUGUAGAGUGUUCUCAACGCGUAAACGAUCCCCUUAAUAUUAAAUAGAUAAUAAACAGAAAAGAUCUUAAACCGUCUUGGAUCAGGUAGGGCUUUCUCCUUUUUUCUCAUCUUUUUUCCCUCCUAUCCUCUUGAGUCUUUUUUCCUGAAUCAUGUGAGUAACUCCAACCUCCCGUCUUCUACGUCAGGCUGCAGUGCUGAUGGAGCAGGAGCGUCAGCAGGAGAUGGUCAAGAUGCAGCAGGGUCCAGGGGCCAGAGGCAUGCCCACCGUCACCGCUAUCAGAGGUAUUUUUUAAAAUUUUAUUCUCUUUUUAUUGUUUUUUUUUUUCCACUUUUAUAAACAUACAUUAUAAAAACAUACAAAACCAAAAGAAAUCCCACCCCAAACUAAAAAUGAGCGAUGCAUUUUAUAUAUCUACAUAGACGUAAGAUGAAAAAAAAAACAAUAGAACAAAGAGCCGACAGGAGACAGGUAAACAAAGGGCACAUACAGAAAAUAAGUGAAAGGGCAGACAGUCUGUAUCUUCCAGGUGUAAAUGAUGAAUUAUAGUUUGUGUAAAAAGGAUUUCAAAGGUUCCCAGGUUCUCCAAAAUUUUUCAGAUUUCUGAUGAAGAUCAUGAGUCAGUUUCUUGAGAGGAAUAAGAGCAGAAAUCUUUGAUAUCCACAUGUCGACUGUAGGGAUCUGGGGAAACUGUCUGGGACAUAAUUAAGUCGACAGAAAGAGGGAGUCAAUGGAAACUGUUUACCGGUGACCUCCUGGAUUACAGAGUGAACCCCCUAUCAGAAAGUCUGGAUGUGAUCAGAUGACCAAAACAAGUGAAUGAAAGUACCUUUGUGCGACUUACAUUUAUAACAAAGGUUGGCGAUGCCAGGGGACAUCAUCUGGAGGCAAACAGGAGUGUGAUAAAGGUGGUGAAAGAGUUUAAAGUUCUGUUCACGUAUAGAGAUUGAAGUACAUUUAGGAAAACCCCACUGCAAAUCUUGUCCCAGUCUGCACGACUAAACAUCACCUUCAGAUCCCACAGCAGCUUCAGAGUCACAACCUGAAGAAUCAGGAUAAAGUAGUGAAGUAUAAAUCUUGGACAUGAGUCCUAUAAGAGGUUUUUUUGAGCUACUUGGUCGCUUUGUCCACUUUCAGAUGUUUCUGAUCCUCUUUUACAAAAUCAAAGGUUUGCAGCAGUUCUUUAGAGCCCAAUUGACAAACUUUUGUCUCGCAGGUUUGGAUCCUCGUGGGCCGCUGCCUCCUGGUAUAACCUCAAUGCCGGUGCAGAAACAGAGAGUUCCACCUCCUCCUGGAGAAGAUAACAGAGAGGUAAACCGUCUGUCUGAGCUUUUUACACAUUCAGGCUGGUUAUUACACUUUCUGGGUUACAUCUGUAAGGAUGUACUGAAUUGUAAGGAUGUCUUUUUGCUCUUUUUCCAGAUGUGGCAGAGCGAGGAGGUGAGCAUCAGCGGGCCGAAGAUCCCUCAAGCUCUGGAGAAGAUCCUCCAGCUGAAGGAGAUCAGACAGGAGCAGCUGACCGACCCCGCAGGUCAGAACAGAGGGAUCUCUUAUCUCUAAGGGCCUGAAUGAGAAAAAUAUUCUUAUUCUCCUAAAACUGAGGUUGAAGAUCUGCACUUUGUGUUCACUUUUUGUUUUCUUAAUAUCAGAAGAAGAGGAUGACGAAGGAGCAGAGAUGGACAUGAACAACUCGUCUGCUGCAGUCAUGUCCGAGACGGAGGAGGACGAGGGACAGAUGUCCAAGAAAGAUGUAAGUCUUUUCUCGCACCAAGUUCUACCAACUUUUUAGAUAACCUUUCUCUCUUUUUACUGUUUUACAUAAAAGAAUAAUUCCUGAAGAGUUGGAGAUCGGUUCUCAUAAAUUACAGAAUGAAACGGCUUUAGCUUUUAGUCUCUAAACAGAAGAACUGUUCAGACAGACUCUUUUUUUUCCAGAUGUAAAUGUUUAAAAAGGUUUUUCAGAGUUGUUUGAAUUCUCAUUUUUACCUUGUACCUCCAGAAAAACCGCAGGCGCAGAAACCGCAAGAAGAAGAGCAAGCAGAAGCGAGCGCAGGAGAGGAAGGAGCAGGCCGAGCAGCAGCAGGAGCAGCAGAAGAAAGAGGGAGGAGGCGACAAGGAGAAGGAGAAAGAGAAGGAGAAAGAAAAGGAUGCAGAGGUGGAGAUCGAGUACAUCACAGAGGAGCCGGAGAUCUACGACCCCAACUAUAUCUUCUUCAAGAGGAUCUUCGAGGCGUUUAAGGUGACUCGAGGACACUUUCGACUCUUUCGAGCGCUGUACAUGGGUUUCUUUUUCUUACAAGCUUCUGUUUUUGUCGUCUUUUCCAGCUGACUGACGAUGUGAAGAAAGAGAAGGAGAAGGAGCCGGAGAAGGCCGAGAAGCAGGAGACGGCUGUGCUGCGCAAGAAAGGGUUUGAGGACGAGAAGAAGGACAGCGACGACAGCGAUGAGGUUCGAUUCUGUUCGUAUCUCUUAAAAAAAUUAAGCAGUAAGAACCGAGUUUUGUUUCUAAUAGUUUUUAUUUUGUAGGAAAUCCGACCAGACGUCCCCAAACUCUCCAAGAAGAAGCUGAGGAGGAUGAACCGCCUGACUGUGGCGGAGCUCAAACAGGUAAAACAAAACUCUGACAGAUUCUUUGACUACUAUCCUACUUUUACUUUCUAAUCCUCACCCUCUUUUUCUUGUCCGUCUGUGCUGCAGCUGGUCGCUCGCCCAGACGUGGUCGAGAUGCACGACGUGACCGCCCAGGAGCCCAAGCUGCUGGUCCACCUGAAGGCCACCAGGAACACGGUGCCGGUCCCCCGCCACUGGUGCUUCAAACGGAAAUACCUGCAGGGAAAGAGAGGCAUAGAGAAGCCGCCGUUCGAGCUCCCCGAGUUCAUCAAGAAAACGGGGAUCCAGGAGAUGAGGGAGGCGCUGCAGGAGAAGGUGCGGCGCAGACGCUUCAUGAACGUCUUCUGUUUGUAGGAGGAAUGAGUGUUUGAUGACUUUUUGUUUCUUCCGCUCGCAGGAGGACGCCAAAACUAUGAAAACCAAAAUGAGGGAGAAGGUCCGACCGAAGAUGGGGAAGAUCGACAUCGACUACCAGAAGCUGCACGACGCUUUCUUCAAAUGGCAGAUCAAACCCAAACUCACCAUCCACGGAGACCUUUACUACGAGGUUUGAUAUGUGAUCUUUUUGGACAUUUCUCUCCUCAUUUAGUUCCUUGGUGCACCCUGAAUUCAGCAGUCAGACCCUCAAGACGAUCCAUGAAGUGACCAUCUUUGUGUUUUUGUGUCUUUGCAGGGGAAGGAGUUUGAAACCCGCCUGAAAGAGAAGAAGCCGGGCGAUCUGUCUGACGAGCUGCGCAUCGCUCUGGGCAUGCCAGUGGGACCUGUAAGAUCCACAAACACGAUGAUAACAGCUUCUUAAUUGAGAUUCAAAGUAUUUUCCAAAGAAGUGGGACGGAAUUUAGAAAAAAUGGAGCACCCUGAGUGUCGCUCUGGGUCCAAGUCCAACAGUUUUAGCUCUGUCCCUGUUUUCUUUGAGUUUCAACAUCUCUCUCUCCUUCCCUAGAACGCACACAAAGUCCCGCCUCCCUGGUUGAUCGCCAUGCAGAGGUACGGCCCCCCUCCUUCAUACCCCAACCUCAAGAUCCCCGGACUCAACUCCCCCAUCCCAGACGUGAGACACCUGCACAUAAACACGAAUGAUUUUAAAAACACUUUCAAAGCCAAAGGUUUUAUUCUCACCCUCGUUUUUACUCCUUUUCCCGUUAGAACUGUACGUUCGGUUACCACGCCGGAGGCUGGGGGAAGCCGCCUGUAGACGAAAUGGGCAAACCUCUGUACGGCGACGUGUUCGGGACCAACGCCGGAGACUUCCAGGUCAGGAUUACACGAUUGUUUUCAGGAACCGAAACUCUCAAUCAGGAGGAAAAAGGUCUGAACUAUCAUCACAUAUUGAUUACUCAUGUGGUUGUUUUUUUUUUAAUAAAAGGCUAAAGCAGAGGAGGAAGAGGUUGAUCACACACCGUGGGGCGAAUUAGAGCCUUCAGAUGAGGAGUCGUCAGAGGAAGAGGAGGAGGAGGAGAGCGAUGAGGAGAAACCAGAUGAAACUGGAUUCUUCACGCCGGCUGACAGGUUUUUAAACCAUCACCUUCUUGAUUAAUCUGCUGUUUUCUGUUCACACAAAGACGCGUUCACGGACCAGCACAGGAGAACUCUAAAUGAAUUGGUUCUUGUUGUUGUGUUUGUGUUUCAGCGGGCUGAUAACUCCUGGAGGCUUCUCAUCGGUACCCGCAGGUAUGGAGACGCCCGAGCUGAUCGAGCUGAGGAAGAAGAAGAUCGAGGAGGCCAUGGACGGGUGAGUGUUUCCGCUGUGGUGUCAUGGAAAUACAUUUAGCAUGAUAUCUACAAAUCAGCAGUGAUAUAUUUGAGAAAUUAUAAAGAGAAAAUAAACAGACUCCAUCUGUUCUUUUAGGCCUAUAGGAAGAUAAGGUGAUUAAAAAAAUUUAAAAAAGAUAUAUAACCCUCAAUUUCUGUUAAUUUUAAACUCCAUCCAGCCUAUUUAUCUCCAAAGCAGACAUGCAGAUAAGUGCUCAUAAAAUAAAAAUUUUUUAACAUUUAAAAAUUUUUUUUUACUCAAAUCUCUUGAACAACUUCAGCCCUAAGCAUUAAAAAAGUAAUGAAUAAAAAAUUUGAUGUAUUAACCUUUUUGUGCCAGUUUUUGUGCAACAUGUCAUAUUUAUUCAUGAAGUGUGCGUUCUAAACGACGCGGAAAAACACGCCAUUUUCACCCCCUUUUCUCGAGCCUCUACCCCUCCCAAAUCAAAUGCGACCGAAUUCAUUUGUUCAUAUUAAAUUGAUUUUAUAUACAGGCAUAUAAAAUCAGAAGAUAUAUGUAAGAUAGGAAUCAUUUACACGUGGUUAACCACCUCUGACCAAAAUAUGACCGCAAUUACGCUGAUUGCGCGCAUGUAAAAAAUAACAGCAUAUUUGGGACAUGAUAUCUUCUCACCUAAAGAUCCGAAGGACCUGUGCAUCCUCAUGCAUGUCCAUCCACUUGCUCUGAAGUGAGGUCCAAAUGUCCCCCUCUCUUUGUCCCACACUGCAGAACUUGGACGUUGGAUUAUCGACUGUAAAAACUGCACUCACGGCACGCCCAGUUAUAAAUAUGGGCGCAGAAACGCACACACGCAGGAGCAGACAAACAUAUCCCACUCUUAAACAUCCAUAUCUUGUGGCGUGUAAAGUUUCAUCCAAGUCUGAUGAUUUUUAGUGGAUGAAACAGCGCUUCAAACACUCUCAGUCUAUGAAUGAACUCUCACCAAAUUUGAUGCCCCGUUCUUUUUUUAAAAAUGUGACUGUCAGCUCAAAAAAAGAUUUAAAAAAAUGGCAAAUGUCCACAAAACGGACAUAGUAGGAACAGAGGGUUAAUUACUCAUGUCUAAGAAAAGCCGAAAAACUGAGCUUUGAUCUCUCUCUCUCUUUGUAAAAACAGAAACGAGACGCCCCAGCUGUUCACCGUUCUCCCAGAGAGAAGAACCGGUGCUGUAGGAGCCGCCAUGAUGGCCUCAACGCACAUCUACGACGUGUCAGGGGUAAGAUGACUGUGAGAGAGUCUGACGCGUCAAAGUGGACUAAAACUGUUGUAGAGCUUUGUCCAUAAUUAAGCCUUUACUCUCUGUCCCCGUCAGGCCAUGGCAGGUCGUAAGGCUGGGGGAGGGCAGGAGUCGCAGGGCGUAGAGGUGGCCUUGGCCCCAGAGGAGCUGGAGCUGGACCCCAUGGCCAUGACGCAGAAAUACGAGGAGCACGUCAGAGAGCAGCAGGCCCAGGUGGAGAAAGAGGACUUCAGCGACAUGGUGGCUGAACAUGCUGCCAAACAGAAGGUAUACAGACGACACAUCCAUGACAGUUUUUCUAAGUGACAGGCCUUUGUGUAUUGUACGACUUUCCCCUAUCAAUAACCCACAUUAUCCUACUCUGUUCUCUGUAACAGCAAAAGAAGAGGAAGGCCCAGCCGCAGGAUACAAGAGGCGGUGCCAAGAAAUACAAAGAGUUCAAGUUCUAGAUCAGAGAGACGGAGACGGAACUCUGCAGAGGAUGAGCCACAGCUGGAAAAUGAAAAAAAAAAAGGACAGAGCGAUGCUUAGUUUUUUACUCCAAAGGAUAUAGACUGCAAAACCAAUCAUCUGUUAGACUAGCAGAAAUAAUGUGUUUUUUCUUUUAACAGAUAAAAGUACCCGACUUCUCUUGUGAUGCAUUUCAUCAGAGUCUCGUAUCGAUCAUAUUUUCUCUGUUCGGCUCUUGAUUUUUUUUCAACUGUAACCAUUUUUUUUUGUAAAUAAAUGAGGUCAUGACAACACUGA
Xyrichtys novacula (pearly razorfish) is the source of this 9188-nucleotide messenger RNA. Lineage: Eukaryota; Metazoa; Chordata; Actinopteri; Labriformes; Labridae. The record is from the annotation of a GenBank genome assembly.